Molecule: messenger RNA, 893 nt
Organism: Musca vetustissima
Lineage: Eukaryota; Metazoa; Arthropoda; Insecta; Diptera; Muscidae
Product: inositol monophosphatase 1-like
Exons: 4
Coding region: 48-893 (281 amino acids)
Biological process (GO): phosphatidylinositol phosphate biosynthetic process; inositol metabolic process; signal transduction
Molecular function (GO): inositol monophosphate 1-phosphatase activity
Source: RefSeq, a predicted model, not a curated record
CUCCCUACGCAUCGAAGUUUCUGUCUGGCUAUCGUCAAUUUUGUAAAAUGGCUGAGACUGCUGUUAACGUAGAUUUGGACAAAUGUUUUGAAGUGGUGUCGGAAUUGGUCAACAAGGCAGGAGCUAUUAUAGCCCGUCGCAAUGAAACACGCCAAGAAUUCGUAUGCAAACAGGGUGAUAUCGAUUUGGUUACCGAAACGGACAAGGAAGUCGAGAAUCUAUUGAUGAACGGGAUUAAGGAACAGUUUCCAGAUCAUAAAUUCAUUGGCGAAGAGGAAAGUAGUGCCGAGGGGGCACCAAAAAAACUCACCGAUGCACCCACCUGGAUUAUUGAUCCCGUUGAUGGGACAAUGAAUUUUGUACAUGCCUUUCCGCAUUCAUGCAUUUCUGUGGGUUUGGUUGUUAAUAAAGUAACCGAAUUGGGCAUUGUCUAUAAUCCAAUGCUGCAGCAGCGUUUCACUGCCCGUCGUGGUCAGGGUGCAUUCUAUAAUGGUAAACCGAUAAAAGUUAGUGGCCAGAAGGAGUUAAGCAAAGCGCUGAUAACCAGUGAAUUUGGUACAACACGAGAUCCUGAAAAGAUGAAGGUGGUCAAUGAAAAUUUCCAGAAAAUGGCGGCCAAAGCUCAUGGAUUACGUGUCUUGGGUUCAGCGGCCCUCAAUAUGUCCAUGGUUGCCUUGGGUGCAGCCGAUGCUAACUAUGAAUUUGGCAUUCAUGCCUGGGAUGUCUGUGCCGGAGAUAUUAUUGUACGCGAGGCGGGUGGUGUUGUCAUUGAUCCCGCCGGUGGAGAAUUUGAUAUGAUGGCUCGUCGCGUUUUGGCUGCCUCAUCGCCUGAAUUGGCUCAGGAAAUUGCCAAGACUUUAACACAAUUCUAUCCACAACCAAGAGAUGACUAA